Pterocles gutturalis (yellow-throated sandgrouse) is the source of this 639-nucleotide messenger RNA. It is a transcript of the gene TFPI2, whose product is annotated as tissue factor pathway inhibitor 2. Gene Ontology annotation, biological process: negative regulation of peptidase activity. Gene Ontology annotation, cellular component: extracellular region. The record is from RefSeq and is a predicted model, not a curated record. The transcript has 4 exons. The annotation marks the transcript as partial. Gene Ontology annotation, molecular function: serine-type endopeptidase inhibitor activity. NCBI's taxonomy places the organism in Eukaryota, Metazoa, Chordata, Aves, Pterocliformes, Pteroclidae.
ACAGAGAAGCAGCGCUCCUGCCUGCUGCCCCCCGACGACGGUCCCUGCCGCGCCCUGGUGCCUCGCUGGUACUACGACAGGUACACGCAGAGCUGCCAGGAGUUCACCUACGGGGGCUGCCACGGCAACGCUAACAACUUCCUCACCCUCGACGACUGCGAGAAGAGCUGCUGGACUAUCAAGAAAGUACCCAAAUUAUGCCGGAUGGAGGCUGAUGGAGGACCUUGCAGGAGUCAUCUAAGAAGAUACGCCUUUAACUUGAGCUCAAUGAGGUGUGAGGAGUUCAUCUAUGGUGGCUGUUACGGAAAUGGCAACAACUUCAGAGAUUUGCAGUCUUGUGUGGACCACUGUCUGCCAGAGAAAACUGGUCCCUUGCUAUGCUAUAGCCCAAAGGAUGAAGGAUUGUGUUCUUCUUCUGUGCCUCGCUAUUAUUAUGACUCCAAGACUAAAUCAUGUAAGGAGUUCAAAUAUACCGGCUGUGGUGGAAAUGCCAACAACUUCGUUACUGAAACAGAUUGCUACAAUGUCUGCAGAAAAGAGACUCAGAAGCCAAGAAUCAACAAGCCAACAAAUGUAUUCCGCAGAAAAAUGAUGAGAAAACUGAUUAAGAAACCUCAGACGUAUAACCCAAAGUCCUAA